Molecule: messenger RNA, 2804 nt
Organism: Morone saxatilis (striped sea-bass)
Lineage: Eukaryota; Metazoa; Chordata; Actinopteri; Moronidae
Gene: kif6
Product: kinesin family member 6
Biological process (GO): microtubule-based movement; mitotic spindle organization
Molecular function (GO): microtubule motor activity; ATP binding; microtubule binding
Source: RefSeq, a predicted model, not a curated record
CCAGCUAUAGUUAUACCAGCUAUAGUUAUUGCAUGAGGAAAACCAAACAAACCUAACUGUUUUCUUUUGUUAUCUGGAAAAAAUGGUGAAACAGACGAUACAGAUAUUUGGUCGUAUUAAACCCACUAAGAAAACUACGACGGUGUACUCUGUGGACAAUGAGGAGCAGACAGGUGCUUCUCUGGAGUUUGUGGUGCCCAGAGACCUGGCUGAUGGCUUUGUUAACAACAAGAGGGAGUGCUACAAGUUCAGGUUCCAAAAGGUGUUUGAUCAAGCAGUCAAACAAGAAGAGAUAUUUGAAAACAUUGCCAAACCAGUUGCAGACAGUGUUUUGGCCGGCUAUAAUGGCACCAUAUUUGCCUACGGCCAGACGGGCAGUGGGAAGACCUUUACCGUCACAGGAGGGGCCGAGCGCUACAGCGAUCGUGGCAUUAUUCCCCGCACCCUUUCCUACCUGUUUGAACGCUUCAGCCAGGAUAGCAGUAUGGUUUACAACACACACAUCUCUUACCUGGAGAUCUACAAUGAGAUGGGAUAUGACCUUCUGGAUUCCCGGCAUGAAGCGUCUCGACUGGAAGACUUACCAAAAGUAAUGAUCAUGGAGGAUCCAGACCAGAACAUCCAUCUCAGGAACCUGUCGCUGCAGCCGUCAGCAAAUGAGGAGGAGGCUCUGAACCUGCUCUUCCUGGGUGACACCAAUCGUAUGAUUGCAGAAACUCCAAUGAACCAAGCAUCCACCCGUUCCCACUGCGUUUUCACUGUGCACCUUUGCAGGCGAGAGCCAGGCUCGGCCACCCUGCGACGCUCCAAGCUCCACCUGGUGGACCUGGCUGGAUCAGAUAGAGUUAGCAAGACUGGCCUGAAUGGGCAGCUGCUCACUGAGGCCAAGUACAUCAACCUCUCCCUCCACUACUUGGAGCAGGUGAUCAUAGCUUUGUCAGAGAAGAACCGCUCCCAUAUUCCCUACAGGAACUCCAUGUUGACCUCAGUGCUGAGGGACAGCCUUGGGGGCAACUGCAUGACUACAAUGAUUGCCACUAUGGCAGUUGACAAGAGGAACCUUGAUGAGUCCAUCUCCACGUGCCGCUUCGCUCAGCGCGUGGCUCUCAUCAAGAACGAGGCGAUACUGAACGAAGAACUGGAUCCUGCCCUGCUAAUAGCACGCUUAAAGAGGGAGAUCCAGUCUCUGAAGGAAGAGCUGGCCAUGCUGACAGGAGAACAGAGAGAUGACCAGCUAACUGUGGAGGAGGUCAAGAAGUUGGAAGAGUUAGUCAAGACCUUUCUGGAUGACCCUGAUCCAGACGUGACACUGUCAUUGGGACCAGACAUGAGAAAAAUCCAGUACUGUUUCUCCCUACUGAAGAUGAUGAUCAUGGACAAGCAUGGAGGAGGAAAUGGGCGCAGUGAUGGGUCACCAGCAGAAACAGUGAGGGAGGAAGUCAUUCAAGACAGCCACCACAGUGCAGCAGAGGUAACCAAACUAAAGACGAUGCUGAAGCAGCGUGAUAAUGAAAUCAGUAUCCUAGUUAAGAUGUUGAAGAAGGAGAAGAAAUGGGCCCAGGAUGCCGGAUACCGAAGCACAGACACCAUCUCUGCAGACUGUGGAGGACGAGCUAUACAGUACAUGAAAAGAGGUGUAAUGGGGAAUCACACAGAGGCCGCAGAAGAGGUUGACCCAGUGGAAGAAAACCUGUGCAAAGACAUUGAGCAAGAAAAAAAGGCUUACAAGAGCACUAUUGGCCGCCUGAAAGCAUUAAGGACGGAGAUUGAGCACCUGCAGCUGUUGUUGGAGAGGGCAAAGGUCAAGCUCCAGAAGGACUUCCAAAAGUGGUGGAGCCAGGAGGAGGCUUCCAGUGUGCAGGAAUCUGAGUCAGAGGCAGCAACCAGAUGUCGCACAGUGUCUCCAAGUGGAACCUUGCAGCCAUCUUCACCUGGCACUCCAGGAUUUGGGGCACCUGGUCUGAGCAGUACUGUGAGAGACCCUCCAGUAGGCCCAGACCCAAAUCUGAACUCUUCCACCUUCUCCGUUCAAGAUCUCAGAAGCUUCCUCCCCAAAAGUAUGCCUCCCUUAACAGCUGUAACAGCAUGGCAUGAUGAGUCCCUGGAUAGGAGGGCGACUGACUUUGCUCCUUCAUCUGAGUGGAGGGCCCUGUCCACCACAAAGCUCUCAUCCUCCUCUAUUCCCCUGACUGGAGACCAGCAGGCUGAUGCUGACAUCCAGGCCUUUGUCAGAGCCAGGCAAAACCUCCUUAACAGGACAGGUCCACCUCAGUAACAACACGAAGUUCUGAUGAAGCAUGCAUGGCCUGAAGAUAUCGUCAUCUGUCAGGUGAUAGAAUGAUCCUAAAAACAUUAGGGAGAACAAAUGGACUGACAGCAAAGAUGUGUGAAGACAGUUAUCUCAUCUGGUUCCAAAACACACUAUAUUUCUCAUAAAUGUCCCCUCUGCUAAACACAAGCCACACAUCCUGUCUGAUUUUUACCUGCACACACACACACACACACACACACACUUAUUAUGCCAGUGAUAUAAUGGGCAGUGGUGUAAAUCACAGCCCGCACUGGCUAUUUGAUCUGAACAAAUGUUGUCUCAAGAUAUCAGAGGAAGGAGCGCACAAUAGGAAACCAGUCGGCUCCAGUAUGUGUUUGACUUGAAUGUGUCAUGAAUUCUUAAAUGAUUACAGGAAGUGUCGACCGGCACAAUGACAGAUGCAUUUCGUAUUUCUGUCUGGUGUCAUUUUAUUCUAACUUUAACACAUUUUAUGUAAAAUGUUGUAAAAACAUGUUAUAUAUGUACAGUACAA